AUGAUUCAGCAAUUGAUAGCACAAAACUAUUUCCCCCAACAAGCAUUACAUGCAAUCUUUCGUACUUAUAGGAAAGUUUGUGCGUCCCUGUGGAAAACAGAAGGGAAUAAAAGAAGAAAGAAAAAACAUUUCCCACAUCAUAAAUUGCCAAGGAACAUCGAUAGAUGGGAAACCAGGGCUUCGAAUAGUAAACCAUUGAAAUGGAAAAAUGAUUAA
Messenger RNA from Clunio marinus, 216 nucleotides. Lineage: Eukaryota; Metazoa; Arthropoda; Insecta; Diptera; Chironomidae. The record is from the annotation of a GenBank genome assembly.